GCGUGCAUCCGCCGUUCUACUGCGCGCUCACGACUUCGGUUCACUCACUCACUGCAUGAUGGCCGAGGGAGGCGGACCCGAGUCGGGUAGCGCGGCAGACCCGGAGCCGGUAGCCACUCAAACACCUACACCUUCAACAGAAAGUCAAAAGCAAAGUAUUGGAACACUUCUCAAAACAACUCUACGAAAGGGCGACGAGUGGUUUCUCAUUGAUAGCAGGUGGUUCAAGCAGUGGAAGAAGUAUGUGGGAUUUGACAGCUGGGAUAUGUAUAAUGUUGGAGAACACAGUCUAUAUCCAGGCCCGGUUGACAACUCUGGCCUGUUGUCAGACCCUGAGACUCAGACCCUGAAGGAGCACCUUAUAGAUGAGUUGGACUAUGUGCUUGUGCCCACUGAGGUGUGGAACAAGCUUGUCAGCUGGUAUGGAUGCCUUGAAGGCCAGCAGCCCAUUGUCAGAAAGGUGGUGGAACACGGCAUGUUUGUCAAGCACUGUAAAGUCGAGGUCUAUCUGUUGGAGCUCAACUUGUGUGAAAACGAUAACAUGGACAAUGUAGUGACUCGUCACUUCAGUAAAGCUGAUACUAUAGACACCAUAGAAAAGGAGAUGCGGUCGCUAUUUGAGAUCCCAAGUUGUAAGGAGACACGACUAUGGAACAAGUACAUGAGCAACACCUAUGAACAGUUGAACAAGCCAGACAGCACCGUGCAGGAUGCUGGUCUCUUCCAGGGCCAGGUGCUUGUGAUUGAACGCAAGAACGAGGACGGCACGUGGCCCAGACAAGCCUCCCAUCCAAAGUCCAGUACUGCCACAUCUAGAAAUUUUACUACCUCCCCAAAGCUCUCUUCCAACUCGUCAGCAACCAUCUCCUCAACAGUAACCAAUGGGGACAGCAGCAGCAACUCUAGCUAUACACUGAACAACAGCACCUCCCCUGGAAAUAGGUUGGGAGGUUACAGUUCAUACAGCUCCUCAUACAACUACAGAGAACCACCCUCUCAGCCUGGCCUCUGUGGUCUCAGUAACCUAGGCAACACCUGCUUCAUGAACUCUGCUCUCCAGUGCCUGAGCAACGCCUCCCCUCUCACUGAGUACUUCCUGGAUGACCGGUAUGAGGCGGAGAUCAAUCGGGAGAAUCCAUUAGGAAUGAGGGGGGAGAUUGCAGAGGCUUAUGCAGACCUGGUUAAGCAAAUGUGGCUCAGCCGGAGCAGCUACGUAGCCCCACGCACCUUCAAAACCCAAGUAGGCCGUUUUGCCCCCCAGUUUUCUGGGUACCAGCAGCAGGACUCCCAGGAGCUGCUGGCCUUUCUGUUAGAUGGGCUCCAUGAAGACCUGAACCGCGUCAAAAAGAAGCCUUACCUGGCCCUGCAGGAUGCAGCGGGCCGGCCCGAUGAGAUUGUAGCUAAGGAAGCCUGGACUAACCAUCGCCUGCGCAAUGACUCCAUCAUCGUGGACAUAUUCCAUGGCCUGUUCAAAUCCACUCUGGUGUGUCCUGAGUGUGCUAAAGUCUCUGUGACCUUUGACCCAUUCUGCUACCUCACACUUCCCCUGCCCAUGAAGAAGGACCGCACCAUGGAGGUGUUCUUGGUCCGCAUGGACCCGCAGUCCAGACCCACACAGUACCGAGUGGUGGUCCCCAAGCUUGGCAUGGUGACAGACCUGUGCAGCGCCUUGUCCCGACUCUCUGGAAUCUCAGCUGAGAAUAUGGUGGUAGCUGAUGUUUACAAUCACCGGUUCCACAAGAUCUACAGACGAGACGACGGCCUCAACCAAAUCAUGGAAAAAGAUGACAUCUUUGUGUAUGAGGUGGCUGAGGAAGACGGCGAGAAGAUGAACCUGCCGGUGUACUUCAGGGAGCGCCACUCCAAACACACUGGCGGGACCACGGGCACCAUGCUGUUUGGCCAGCCCCUCCUCAUCACUGUGCCCCGGCAGAACCUGGCCGCUGACACGCUCUACGAGAAGGUUCUGGAGAGGAUCGGGCGCUACGUGAAGCGCUCUCAGAUCUCCGCCAGCGAGGGGAGGGCCUCCGUCUCCACCGCCAGCUGCAGCCAGGCGGCCGAGUGCUCGGCGUCCUCCAAUCACAGCGCGGCAGCGACCAGUGGGAGCUGCAGCCCCCUGUCAGAAGGGGCUUCCUGCAGCACCACUAAUGGCAACAGCAGCACCUCCGGGACCUCCAGCAGGCCCAAUGGGAAUGGGCUGUGUGAGGGUGAUGAGGAGGCCAUGGAUCACCAGGUGAGCCCAGAGGCAGAGAACAGCCAGUCAGAUGAGGGGGAAGGAGGGGAGGAGGAUCCCUCGGACCUGGAGAACGGCCCUAAAACCAAACAGUGCUGCAGCACCCCGCCCAAGCUCUUCUCCUUCAGCAUGGUCAACUCGUACGGAACAGCCAACAUCAGCCCGCUGCCGUGCGACGGAAACAUCCUCAAACUCAAUACACAUUCCACAGUGGCAAUCGACUGGGACUCGGACACAAAGAAACUAUGUUACGACGAUCAAGAAGCAGAGGCCUAUGAGAAGCACGAGAGCAUGCUCCAGGCCCAGAAGAAGAAGGCCACAGUGGCUCUGAGGGAAUGCAUAGAUCUCUUCACCACCAUGGAGACGCUAGGAGAGCAUGACCCAUGGUAUUGCCCCAACUGUAAGAAGCACCAACGGGCUACCAAGAAGUUUGACUUGUGGUCCUUGCCUCGCAUCCUGGUGGUCCACCUGAAGCGUUUCUCCUAUAACCGCUGCUGGAGGGACAAGCUAGACACAGUGGUGGACUUCCCUGUCAGGGACCUGAACAUGUCGGAGUUUGUGUGUGACCCCAAGGCUUGCCCCUAUGUUUAUGACCUCAUCGCUGUCUCCAACCACUACGGGGGAAUGGGAGGAGGCCACUACACCGCCUAUGGCAAGAACAAGGCUGACGGGAAGUGGCAUUAUUUUGAUGACAACAGUGUCUCUGCUGCCUCAGAGGAUCAGAUUGUGACAAAAGCAGCCUACGUGUUAUUUUACCAACGCAGAGACGCAGGCGACGUCCCCGCCAAGCCUCCACCCUCCGCCUCUCUAGGGGGCGCCACUGCUGAUGUGGCCGAUGAUCACAUGGACAUCAACUGAGCGGGACUGAGGCUCAUAGACUCGCACUGAAGCGAAGGAAGACCAGAGAGACUUUGACGCACACCAAGCUACUUCAGUGGCAUAACACUUUUCAGAGUCAAUAUUAACUCCCCACACCCCAAAACCCCCUGUGUUUUAUUUUGCUAAAACAUCAUUACCAAGAGCCAAAAGCCUUGUUAGAUGUGUGACCCAAGAGACUUCAUCCCCGGAUCUGUUGGCCUGCUGAUGUGUGAAACCUAGUUUACUAGUUUGAGAAAAAAAAAAAUAAGAGGAAUAUAAAAAGACAGAGAAUCCUCUCACUGGACAAACAGAAUGUUAGAAGUGCCCUAAAAUGCAUAGGAAUCGCAAACUUUUCUGUUACCCACUAGAAAAGUCACAAAUAAAAAAAAAAGCCAAAUGCACAUCUUGUUUCUACCAAAGCGUUCCAAGUUGAACAUCGUAAAGAAAUGUGCAUGGAAAAGCCCUGGGAAGAGAAACAUCCUUGAGUGGUCUCAGUUGGAUCUGUAAUAACUCUCCAGUGCAGAGGUGGGUUUAUGCAACGUUUAUUUUACAUUGAGAUGUGAACACAAUUCAGCACAUGAUACCGAGGGAUCAUGUGACAUUUGGCCUCCUGUGAUGGAUAGAUCUUGCUACAAACACACACACACACACACACACACACAUGCGCACACACACGCACUCCUUCAUUUUAGCUUGCCUCGGUUUUGGCCUGCAAGGCCUUUGUCCACAGUAGGUGGUGUUUACUGGGACUUGACGUAAGGUGUGGCAGAGGCUAUU
Molecule: messenger RNA, 3868 nt
Organism: Esox lucius (northern pike)
Lineage: Eukaryota; Metazoa; Chordata; Actinopteri; Esociformes; Esocidae
Gene: usp4
Product: ubiquitin specific peptidase 4 (proto-oncogene)
Exons: 22
Coding region: 56-3091 (1011 amino acids)
Biological process (GO): protein deubiquitination
Molecular function (GO): cysteine-type deubiquitinase activity
Source: RefSeq, a predicted model, not a curated record